AUGGCUGCUUCGCACUUGAUGAACGAAUGCCGACUAUUGGAGCAUGCACCGGACUUUGCCCGAGUUCGCCCUGAGGCAUAUCUGGAUAACGUCAAGACUGAAUAUGCAGCAAAGUUGGCUGUUUGCGAGCUACUCAGCGCUCAGCCAGUCAAUUCAGCGGCGCCACCACAUUGUGAUGUCCUGAUUCCUGCGGCACGGCAUUGCGGUAAAAGCGGCAGCUGGUGGCAUGCUCAAGCCGUGGUGUCCAGUGACAAACAGUGCUAUCCUACGUUUAAAGAACGCCAAUACAUACAAUGCCUCAAAAGCCUUCAAUCUACACCGCAAUACUGGACAUCGUUCAGCAACGCCCGUCAGAACGCAGUUGUCAUGUGUCAGGCAAGCAGAGACGCCAUUGAGCGAGAGAACCAUCUCGAAGUCUUCAAAAAUCUAACCCAAGUUCUCGGUGGUGUCAUUACGAACAUGCAAAAGACGAAUGAGGAAUACGAGUCUUUGAUCCGGCAGCAGAGGCGGCAUUCUGAGGAAGUCCGAGACACUCACCAGCAACUCAACGAAGAGCUGCAAGCAGUCCGAGCAAAGGCCGUUUCAACAGUCGAAGCCAUGGACAGCAAGUUCCACACUUUCAUGGAAUCGUCAAUUUCGGAUUUCAUAACAGCGCUGGGUACUAGUCAGAGCAAAGAGAUGGACAAGAUACGUGAGAGGAUGCAGGAAUUCUCACAAGACUUGAUAGUGGAAAGCUCUCAGCUCGCAAAAUACUUUUCUGAUCAGCUUCAGCAGUACCAUGAGCGCACUCUGGCUAACCUUCAAGUCAACCACGAGGCACAAGUGCACAGUUACACUGUCCUGUCAGGCUACAUGGCCACUGCACAGAAGACGAUGAACACGACAAACGAUGUGGCCGAUCGCUCUCUUUCCAAGGUGGACAGCAUUGCCCAGCGACUGGAUCUCUUUGAAUCUCAAACAGAGCACAUUGCCGAGGGCUUCGCGUUUCUAAGUGCCAUCCCCGCACUUUUCAGACUGAUUGUGCGAAGAUUCGUGGCCACGAUUGGCACCGCAUUCAUCUUUGCCAUCCUAUGCAGACUUAACACAAGGCUUGCCACAUACACUGCCGGCGCAUGCAGUUCCGCCUUCCUGCUGCACACAAGCGGCGUCUUCGACUGGCUUGCAGCAAUCCCUUCCAGCAUCACCAACAUGCAGUCUCAAAGCCCGCUCGCUAUUCUCAUCACCAUGUCCUCAUGGAACAAAGGCACUGGCCUCGUUCUUCUGCUGUGGCUGGCCGCAUACCCCGUCUGCCGCUUGAACAUAUACCUCGGGACCCUUGUGACCACAGCGGCGAGACGGCUGCUAGCGCACCUGUGGCUGAGCGAGUACACCAACGAUGGCGGCACGGGAUACCUGCCCAGCAUCGAAGUUCCUGCGAUAACCCAGCGCAAAGACGAAAAGCAUACCAGUUACCGGCAGCUUCACAACUAG
Messenger RNA from Exserohilum turcica Et28A, 1470 nucleotides. RefSeq lists its product as uncharacterized. Gene Ontology annotation, cellular component: endoplasmic reticulum membrane. Bases 1 to 1470 code for a protein of 489 amino acids. The transcript has a single exon. The record is from RefSeq and is a predicted model, not a curated record. NCBI's taxonomy places the organism in Eukaryota, Fungi, Ascomycota, Dothideomycetes, Pleosporales, Pleosporaceae. Gene Ontology annotation, biological process: karyogamy involved in conjugation with cellular fusion; nuclear membrane fusion involved in karyogamy.